This is a messenger RNA of Hyla sarda, 4323 nucleotides long. RefSeq names its product NEDD4 E3 ubiquitin protein ligase (gene NEDD4). The transcript has 25 exons. Gene Ontology annotation, molecular function: sodium channel inhibitor activity; protein binding; ubiquitin protein ligase activity. Gene Ontology annotation, biological process: receptor catabolic process; receptor internalization; ubiquitin-dependent protein catabolic process. The record is from RefSeq and is a predicted model, not a curated record. The coding region runs from base 1 to 3957 and encodes 1318 amino acids. NCBI's taxonomy places the organism in Eukaryota, Metazoa, Chordata, Amphibia, Anura, Hylidae.
AUGGCACGUCGUCUGAGACUUCAUUUUGCCACCAGAAGAAGUAACACUGAUCCACUGCCCGACAGCUCUGGAGAUGGUCUGGAUAGCAAUAUUCACAUGUGUUUCCAAAGUAUCUCCCAUUCUUCUGCGCCAAGUGUGAUACAGAUGAGACUGUCUCCACGGCAAACAGUACAGCUAUCACCUUCACCUGAAAUUGCACAGUCAUAUCAAGGUACUUCUGUUUCACCGCCUAGCAAAAAAAGCACAUCACUUCAGAUUUCUUUACAGACCAGCCGGAAUAGUAGAUGCCAUCAGUCUGGCAACGCAGACCUUGCUGCGGAGGAAGACAUUUCUUUCGUCAGCGAUUACAAGGAUGGGAUUAAUUCUAGUUAUAACAUGAGCAGGAAUUAUAGCUGUCACCCGGUCGUAAAUGACAGCAGUUUCCCAAAUAACACCUUGGCUAAGAACGGCAGUUCAUGUAGCAUUGCUGUGAGUGACAAUGGAUCAUUUAGUAGCAACAGCAGUGACUAUGGAUCUUGUACGAGUACAACAAGUGACACUGGUUCAUGCUCGAAUAGUGUUUUAAGUGACAAUAGUAGCAGUACCCUUUCUCUAGGUGAUGCUAGUUACAUUAACAAUGUGCUUGCUAACAAUACAGUCUAUGCAAAUGCGGAAGUCAAUCCUUGCAAACUGAAUAAUGUUCGUAAGGUUUAUUCUAGGUGUAAAAGUACAUUUCCUUUUGACCAUGAGGAACUAGACAAAGAAGUGACAAUGAGAAAUCUGCCAUCAAGAAGGAAAAUAAGGCUUCCUCUGAGACGUUGUUCUUCUUUGGUGAUCUUCCCUCGGAGUCCCUCUGAGACUCCACCAACUUCUCCAACUACUUUGAGUCCCCCAAUUAAUAGAGGCCCUUAUCAGACAUCCUAUCAGUUCAUGCUUUGUUCUAAUGAGCUUACAGAGAAGGAAGAUCAGACCUCAUCCAAGGGAUUUCUUUCAACAGCAGUCAAUGGAGUGCGUCUUCACAAAAAUAAUUGCACUAUUGGGGAAGUUAGAGACAUUAAACCACUUUACUUGAAUGACUCUUUACAAGAGACCGAUCCGUCACAUGGUGUUCAGAAGCCAGAUACUGCAGAGGAUGGAUUUUCUCCUGUUUCACUAAAUGUUUCUCACCAGAGACAAUUGUCGGAAGGUAGGGAACGUGACUAUGUAAGAUCACGCAGACAUGAUAAAUCUGAGACCAGCAAUGGAGUGCAGUCACAUCGGCACAUCCGACUAUCGCGAAGCACCUCUGCUUGUUCUCCUUCAAAAAAGAUUACGGAAUAUCAGAUCAGUAUUAGUAGAGACCAGAAUAGCAAAGUUAUUCCCAACAGGAAAUCAAGCCAUCUCUUCCAAAGAAGUAUAUCGGAAGGACCUCCCAACAAACUAAACUCUUCUAGUCUUAAGUAUAAUUACCCAAAAUUAGGGUCAUCCCAUUUGCACAUACAGUUUGCACCUGGAAGUGAAAGCAGGAUUUGUAGCUUUAAGAGACAAUCCAUAAGUAAACCCUCUACUGGUGUGACUGUCAAACCCUCUGUGAAACCCUUCAAGACCAGAGAUGACUUUCUUGGUCAAGUGGAUAUUCCUCUUUACCAGUUACCGACAGAAAAUCCCAGGUUGGAGCGACCAUAUACAUUUAAAGACUUUAUUCUUCAUCCACGAAAUCAUAAAUCUAAAGUCAAGGGACAUCUUCGAUUAAAAAUGACUUACUUACCUAAAAACAGUGGAUCAGAAGAAGAAAACACAGAGCAGGGCGAAGAGGUGGAGCCUGGUUGGGUUAUAUUGGACCAACCAGACCCUUCUUGUCAACCACAGCAGCAGGAAUUGUCUCCAUUACCUCCAGGGUGGGAAGAGAAACAGGAUAUCCUUGGCAGAACUUACUAUAUCAACCAUCAGUUUAAAAGAACACAGUGGCAGAGACCUACCAUUCAAGAUGGCAAUGCAGGUCCGGAAAGUGGCAGUGUUCAGCUGGAGGCUCAACGUGCAUUUACUACUCGAAGACAAAUCUCUGAGGAUACAGAAGUUCCAGAAGCCAGGGAUUCUCCAGAGAGCUGGGAAAUUAUUACAGAGGAUGAUACUACGAUCUACAGCAACCAUACUAAUCAGCCCUUGCCUGGCAAUGAUCUCCUAGCACAAGUCACUGAUGAGCUGAGCACCAGACUUCACAUAUCUGGAAACAUAAUCACUGGUAGACAAAGCUCCAACACUGCCCAUUCCAGCAGAAGAGAGAACCUGCAACCAUAUACACAAGAAGAACUCCCCACAUUACCUGUUUUGUUACCGACCUCUUCAGGGUUACCGCCUGGUUGGGAGGAAAAACAAGACGAGAAAGGAAGGUCAUAUUACAUAGAUCACAAUACAAGAACUACAACAUGGGAGAGGCCUGUAGUUCAGAAGCCUAUGCCUGUGGAAAUGUCACAGACAUCACCCACCCAGAUCGUUUCUAGUGGUCGUCAACAGUCGCCACCAUAUGAAUCCACCAAACAGGCUGUGGACCAGGAUCAGGGAUUCCUUCCUAAAGGCUGGGAAAUGAGGCAUGCCCCAAGUGGACGGCCCUUCUAUAUCAAUCACAUCACAAAGACUACAACAUGGGAAGACCCAAGACCUAAAAAUCCAGUACAACUACGGCCAAAGCCGCCUAUAGAUGUGUCAGACCUGGGACCACUACCACCUGGUUGGGAAGAGAGAACACACACUGAUGGACGAGUAUUUUAUAUUGACCACCACACAAAGAGAACUCAGUGGGAGGAUCCACGCUUACAGACUGCCACAAUAACAGGACCGGCUGUACCUUAUUCUCGGGAUUACAAAAGAAAAUAUGAGUACUUCCGUAAAAAAUUGAAGAAGCAGCUUGAUAUUCCUAACAGGUUUGAAAUGAAGCUGCGUCGCACCGCAAUUUUUGAGGAUUCUUAUAGAAGAAUAAUAACUGUGAAAAGGCCAGAAUUCCUUAAAGCACGUCUCUGGAUUGAAUUUGACAAUGAGAAAGGAUUGGAUUAUGGUGGAGUUGCUAGAGAAUGGUUCUUCCUGAUAUCUAAAGAAAUGUUUAAUCCAUAUUAUGGUCUGUUUGAGUAUUCUGCAACUGAUAAUUACACUUUGCAGAUCAAUCCAAAUUCCGGUCUGUGCAAUGAAGAUCACCUUUCGUAUUUUAAGUUUAUUGGCCGUGUGGCUGGGAUGGCGGUGUAUCAUGGAAAACUUCUGGAUGGUUUUUUCAUAAGACCAUUCUAUAAAAUGAUGCUGCAGAAGGCAAUUACCCUGAAUGACAUGGAGUCUGUGGACAGCGAAUAUUACAAUUCUCUCCAGUGGAUACUUGAGAAUGAUCCAACAGAACUAGACCUACGGUUCACUGUGGAUGAGGAACUCUUUGGACAGACACAUCAACAUGACCUCAAGCCUGGUGGAUCAGACAUAGUAGUCACCAACAAGAACAAGAAAGAGUACAUACACCUUGUCAUACAGUGGAGGUUUGUGAACAGGAUCCAAAAACAGAUGGCUUCUUUCAAAGAGGGUUUUUUUGAACUGAUUCCUCAGGAUCUAAUAAAAAUAUUUGAUGAAAAUGAGUUGGAGCUCCUCAUGUGUGGCUUGGGAGAUGUGGAUGUCAAUAACUGGAGAGAACAUACCAAGUAUAAGAAUGGAUAUUCUCUUGGACACCCAGUUAUUCAGUGGUUUUGGAAGGCUGUAUUAAUGAUGGAUGCAGAGAAGAGAAUUCGCUUGCUGCAGUUUGUCACCGGUACUUCAAGGGUGCCAAUGAAUGGAUUUGCUGAGCUAUAUGGCUCAAAUGGACCACAGUUGUUUACAGUUGAAAAAUGGGGCUCACCAGAGAAACUUCCCAGGGCACACACAUGUUUUAACCGCCUGGACUUGCCACCUUAUGAGUCAUUUGAGGACCUAUGGGACAAGCUGCAUAUAGCAAUAGAAAAUGCUCAAGGUUUCGAUGGCGUGGACUGAAGCGUGCUUGAUAUGCUACCCUUACAACUGAGGCUAGUCUUUUCGCAGGAAACUUUUAUAGUGUUAUUUUGCAAUUUUUGUUUAGAAGUUCUUCUAUUUAUAGAAGAUGACCAGAAAGAUAUUCCUCUGCAUCAGUACAGAGUAAGUGCAUAUGUGUGUACUCCUCACACAAGGAUCAUUUUCCAAGUUCCUCCUGCAUUUCACAUAACAUGGUGUCUAUAAGACAUAAUGGUUACUGCUCACUCCAGAUGUCAAUCUUGCUUGGUCAUUAAAACUACUGAUUUUAAGUUGUUAAAUGAGCAUAACAAAAUGUUACAACUAUGAGACUGUCCCCUUAUGUGAAAGAAGAUACUUCCUAAACCCUAA